AUGAGUCUCAUUGACGAUGCUUCGGUGAGCUCAUCAAGCAGCGAUGAUUUUGCAUCUUUUCUGGAUGCAGAGUUGGAUUCUGUCUCUGAUACAUCUCCUCAAUCAGAAAAAGAAGAAGAAGAACAAGAAGAUGAUGAUGAAGAUGAAGAUGAAGAUGAUGGCGACAACAAUGAUGGUGAUGAUGAUGAUGAUGAUGAUGAUGAUGAUGAUGAUGAGAAUUAUAAGUACCUUGAUGAAAGGACAAAGAGGAGGAAGAUUAGCGAAUCAGAAACUACCGAAGAACCCAAUGGUUCAACAUCUCAUACAGAACAAGAAAUCAUCUUAGAAUCAGUGAAGGAGGGAGCAUGCACACAUCCUGGUUUUAUUGGAGGAAUGUGCAUAAAGUGUGGAGAGAAAAGGGAUAGUGAUGAUCAGUCUGGUGUUGCAUUUGGGUAUAUACACAAGGAUCUUAGACUUGCUAAUGAUGAAAUUGAUCGAUUGCGUGAUAGAGAUAUGAAGAAUUUGUUACGCCACAAAAAGCUUUACUUGGUUCUUGAUUUAGAUCACACCUUACUAAACUCAACCAGGUUUUCUGAUAUAACUCAAGAAGAAGGAUACUUAUUGAACCAAAAUGAUCCCAUGCAAGAUGCACUGAAAGGUACUUUAUUCAAAUUACCCUCAAUGCACAUGGUAACAAAGUUGAGGCCUUAUGUCCACACUUUCUUAAAAGAAGCAAGCAAGUUGUUUGAAAUGUCUAUUUACACCAUGGGUGAGCGUUCUUAUGCAUUAGAAAUGGCAAAUCUUCUUGACCCUGGUAGGGUUUACUUUGACUCUAGAGUAAUUGCACAAGGUGAUUGCACCCAAAGACAUCAAAAAGGACUUGAUGUCGUUCUUGGGAAAGAAAGUGCUGUUUUGAUCCUUGAUGAUACAGAAGUGGUAUGGAAGCACAAGGAUAAUUUGAUUGUGAUGGAAAGAUAUCAUUUCUUUGCAUCAAGUUGUAGACAAUUUGGGUACAGAUCCAAAUCACUUUCUGAAUUAAGAAGUGAUGAAAGUGAUGUUGAUGGUGCUCUUGCUACUGUUCUUAAAGUGCUUAAACGAGUCCACACUAUGUUUCUUUGA
Lactuca virosa is the source of this 1098-nucleotide messenger RNA. NCBI's taxonomy places the organism in Eukaryota, Viridiplantae, Streptophyta, Magnoliopsida, Asterales, Asteraceae. The record is from the annotation of a GenBank genome assembly.